AAGAGAGACGCAUGGUCAAAUUGAGCUUUAUCUAUCGCAGUUGGUCACUUAAUAAGACGCACUUGGAUCCAGAGGCGACCGGGACGCAGAUCAUCUUAAUAAGAGCAACCGUCAUAAUUACAGAGGCCAGCAGAAGAAAAAGCACAUUGCUCCACACAGGGAAGAAGAAAAAAAAAAACCACACACACACACACACACAUACACACACAUACAUAGAGAGACUACACACAGACACGGAAGAGAAGUGAGUGAAAGAGAGGCUGAGUGAGGAACAGGACGGCGAGAAACACAGCUGAACUUUUACGCAGCGGGGAAUCGUUGAAGCAAAAAAAAAAAAAAGAAAAAAGCCAAAAAGUGACAAAAAGGAGAGGUUGGAAAGUGUUGGUUGAAGAUGCCUCGGGUAGUCCCGGACCAGAGGAGCAAGUUUGACAAUGAGGAGUUUUUCCGCAAGUUGAGCAGGGAGUGUGAGAUCAAAUACACUGGCUUCAGAGACCGACCCCAUGAGGAGAGGCAAGCCCGCUUCCAGAACGCCUGCAGGGACGGACGGUCAGAAGUGGCCUUUGUAGCUACAGGUACAAACCUUUCUCUCCAGUUCUUUCCAGCCAACCUGCACGGAGAUCAGAGGCAAGUGCCUACAAGGGAGUACGUCGACUUUGACAGAGAGACAGGAAAGGUCCAUUUAAAGGCUCCUAUGAUCUUGAACGGGGUGUGUGUGAUCUGGAGAGGUUGGAUCGACCUACAGAGGCUGGAUGGGAUGGGGUUCCUGGAGUAUGAUGAAGAGAGGGCUCAGCACGAGGAUGCUUUGGCCCAGGCAGCGUUCGAGGAGGCUCGCCGCAGAACCAGAGACUUUGAAGACAGAGACCGAUCACACAGAGAGGAUCUAGAGGACCCUGUGGUUUCUAAAAUCUGGGACUGAUGACACACAGACAGACAGCCAGCAGAAAAGAACAGGUCCAGACGACAGCAGGACCCCAGCCCUGGCUCAAACAUGGCCAACGCUGACGUGGAACACAAGAUGCGCUGAGGAGUGGAGGAUGAGGAGCAGUGGCAGGAGGAAGAGGAGGAAACCAGGACUGGAAGUCCUUUCACUUUCAAUACAAUCAGACAAAAAGAAGAAAAAAAAGUCACCCGAAACUGCAAUUGUAGACCAGUUGUUAUCCAUUAUGUCCUCACAGGUUUGAUAUGAUUAUUUCCACAUGCCAAACAUUUUUGAGAUAUUUGAAUGUAGAUUUAAAAAAAAUUAACUUCCUGAACUGAUUGAAUUGAAAGUGAAGCAAGCCCUAGAGCAGAAGGAUUUAAAGGAUUAAGGACACAACAGACCUGCAGGGUAAAAAAAGUAUAUUUAAAUGUGACACAUCCAGAGUUGAAGUUGUUUCUUGUUUCAAAUAUAAAGUCAAUAUCAAAUCAUGCAAAUGCUCGCAAGCAGGUACAUAUUUUUUUUGUCCGGGUCUAUAAAGGAUUUGAUGGAUAGCUGUAGAUUCAAAUAACAAAAGUAUAUUUUCUAGUAAUACAAGAUGCUGAAAGUAGUAACAGAGGUAUGGAUGUGAUUAACGGGGGAGUGGAGGAGGACAGACGGAAGCCAGAAGGAGCAGUGAAGAGAGAGAGAGAUUUGUUUGGCUCAGGGUCAUGGUCAGGGUUUAUUAGUCAGGAUUACCACAAAAGAGGUGUUGACAGUUUAUGAAAAAAAAAAAAGAAGAAAAAUCUGUAUUGUUCAGUGCCCAUUUGUGAACAUGCCUUUGUUAACCCUUACUAUACCUUGCUCACAUCCCGAAACCUGCUGUUUUCUG
Molecule: messenger RNA, 1787 nt
Organism: Scomber scombrus (Atlantic mackerel)
Lineage: Eukaryota; Metazoa; Chordata; Actinopteri; Scombriformes; Scombridae
Gene: cbfb
Product: core-binding factor subunit beta
Exons: 7
Coding region: 392-916 (174 amino acids)
Biological process (GO): regulation of transcription by RNA polymerase II
Cellular component (GO): nucleus; core-binding factor complex
Molecular function (GO): sequence-specific DNA binding; transcription coactivator activity
Source: RefSeq, a predicted model, not a curated record